This is a messenger RNA of Drosophila melanogaster (fruit fly), 436 nucleotides long. RefSeq lists its product as uncharacterized. The transcript is spliced from 2 exons. Lineage: Eukaryota; Metazoa; Arthropoda; Insecta; Diptera; Drosophilidae. Bases 48 to 227 code for a protein of 59 amino acids. The record is from RefSeq and is marked reviewed.
AGCAAAUUAGCCCACUCGUCCCGAGAAUCAGUAAAGAGUAUACCAUAAUGGGUUGUUGUUUUGGCAAAAGUAAAUCAGUCGAUUUGCCCGCGGUUCCGCCGGCUCCAGCCAAACAACGCUCCACUCUGCCAGAAUUCCCGAUUUCUGGAUCGGUGACUAGCACGGCUCCUGCAGGAUCUGGAUAUGGAUCUGGAGGAGCCACCAAUGCGGCCCUCGAGGAUGACUAGACGUGGUUAAAGGAACAGAAAAAACGUUCACGUCCAGGGAAAACUGUAAAUUUGCCAAAUGGCAGAUUGGAUUAUGAGUCAUUCCGUGCCGAGAUGUGGUUUUUUCAAAGUUGUGCACCCUUUGUAGUUAGUAUUGUAGUAAAAUACGUUGUUUAUUGUUGGAGAGUAUAAAAUUGUUGGUAAAUUAAAUCAUAACUUUAAUCUCUUUG